CUUGUGUGAAGUCAUGCCCAGCAGGAAAGUCAACUAAAGCAGCGCUUCGCAGGUGUGUGGAGAUGAAAUGGAGGUCGAGUCCAGCACCUACACAGACUUCAUCUCCUGCGACCGGGCGGGCCGGAGGAACGCUGUGCAUGACAUCCAGCAAGAGGCCACCGCCAUCAGCAUGCGCCAGCUGACCGAGGACCUGGGGGACCUCGCUAUGGGAGCAGCAGAAAGCCAAAGAGAUGCCACUUCUUCUGAAAAGGAUCCUGGAGCAAGACCAAAGGGGCAGGAGAAGAGCCCCUCCCCAUGAGGGUGCCCAGGGAGUGGGGUGGGCAGGAGGAAGGCCUUGCUGUGAGCACCAAACAGGAAUUUGCUAUUGAACCUGUGGACAAAAGCUACCUGUGGAACAGCAAACUGUCAAAUGCCUCUGCUGCAACCUUUUCUGUUUAGAGAGCCACAGGAUGCUGUGCAAGGACUGGCACCAUCAAAAGACUUCUGCUGCCAUCCCUAAGGGUUCAGAGCAGCACUGCCAUGGCUCUGGCAUGAGCCAUUCUCAAGAUGCCUUAGCUGCAGCUUUCCCCUCGGGGAAGAAACAGUUUCAGUAAUAAAAGACACAUCAGAGUCUCCUGUCCAAGGUACCUUCUCCUCUG
Messenger RNA from Indicator indicator, 638 nucleotides. RefSeq names its product cAMP-dependent protein kinase inhibitor gamma (gene PKIG). Bases 68 to 298 code for a protein of 76 amino acids. Gene Ontology annotation, biological process: negative regulation of cAMP-dependent protein kinase activity. Gene Ontology annotation, molecular function: cAMP-dependent protein kinase inhibitor activity. The transcript is spliced from 3 exons. NCBI's taxonomy places the organism in Eukaryota, Metazoa, Chordata, Aves, Piciformes, Indicatoridae. Gene Ontology annotation, cellular component: nucleus; cytoplasm. The record is from RefSeq and is a predicted model, not a curated record.